Messenger RNA from Punctularia strigosozonata HHB-11173 SS5, 981 nucleotides. RefSeq lists its product as uncharacterized. The coding region runs from base 1 to 981 and encodes 326 amino acids. The transcript has 6 exons. Lineage: Eukaryota; Fungi; Basidiomycota; Agaricomycetes; Corticiales; Punctulariaceae. The record is from RefSeq and is a predicted model, not a curated record.
AUGCCUAUACUCGAACACAUAUCCUCAACUGCCCGUUCUGCUUUGCUUGCGAGCGCCAACGUCACCGCUACGGAACUGUGGAACCAUUCGCAAAAUCAUGCACGAUACGGACAUCCCCCCGGGCGCAACGCGGUCUACCUGCGCGAUUUCGCGGACCAGAUCAAGCCGAACCAUACACAACGGACGACGCUCAUUGUCGCUGGCUGCUAUGUCGGCGCGAUCGCACUAUUGUGGCAUUUACCGUACUUGAACGCCAUCAUAUACCCCUUCAAGCUCCUCACUGUCGGAUUUCACGAGAUGUCGCACGCCUUCGUCGGCGUCCUCACCUGCGCGCGCAUCCACUCCGUCCAGCUCGACCCGGACGAGGGCGGCGCGACCCGGAUGUCGGGAGGAAUACCCUGGCUCACGCUCCCCGCUGGCUACCUCGGCUCGUCCUUCAUCGGCGCCGCGCUCAUCGCAUGCGGGUUCAACACCAACGCGUCCAAGGUGGCGUGUCUCGUACUCGCGGUCUUCUGGCUAUUCACCCUCUGGUGGGCACGGAAGAGCUGGGUGACGUGGUGUACGAUAUUACUCAUGGCCGGCCUCAUCAUUCUCUUUUGGUUCGUUGAAGGUGGCGUAGCUCUGCGCUUCUUCAUCCUUUUCAUCGGCGUGAUGAGCACCAUGUACGUUCUCUGGGACAUCAUCGACGACACCAUCGAACGCAAAGUCAACGGCUCGGAUGCAUACGCGUUCUCCGAAAUCUGCGGAUGCUGCGGAUCCCGAGCCUGGGGAGUCCUAUGGCUGCUACAAGCGUUCGUUAUGUUCGCCAUCGGCGUCAUCGUCGGGCUCGUCGCAUUCAAGCAAUCGGAAGCCCAACAACGUGCCGACUCCCACCACUUCCUGCCCGUUCCUACUUCUGGCGGCCUAGCCACCCAGCCUUCGAUGUGGGCGUCCGCCGCCGCGGCCCUCGGUUCUCUCGCCCUCGCCGCGUUAUUUUCAUGA